AUGGUUGUGAUGUCCCGUCCCCGGGCAUGUAAGGGGCCGAGCGGAACGCCAUUGGCGAAACCGAUUCAUCUUGGAAUCUAUCGCCAGUGCGGGAUAUGUGUUCAAGUCCUAGAGACAAAGGAGAGCAUCCAGGUUGACGCGGCGGUGGAUGCAGUGCCAGUUCACAAAGACUGCUAUGCCAUGGUCAAGAAGCAAUGCGCCGACCAUGAUGAUUCUGCCAUCAACGUCCGGAUAUGGGCAGUGGCUGCCUUUAGGCAACCAUGGAACAAUUCUCAGCCCUUGCUUCUUCCUCAUCCCAUGAAUACCGACGUGUCCUUGAUUGAGAGCGUGGCCACGGAGCUUGGAGUGGCAAAGCUACUACUUGGCUUGCCAGCCGAGCUCGUUAGAGCCAUACAGGGCUUUUCGGAACGCUCGCUGUUCUGGCGGUUCGUGAUAGCACGUACCGUAGCAGAGCACAUAUCAAAGACUAUGGACCAGCCGCUCGCAUUGCAGACGACGCCGCUGACAGAAAUUGCGGAUUGGAAGCGCGGAGCCGCAGUUACAAGUGCCUCUUCCAGAUCCCUGCCUCCAUUCAUCACAGUCAAUAUCGACUCCGAUGGCAUUCGCAGCAUAUCUCGCCAGAGUCGUGCCCCUGAGUAUGCAAGGGGACGUCUUACCAACGUCGCAUACAUCUUUCUGUCUCAAGAUGAUGACUAUACAUCCAAAUUAUAUGUUCAUAGUCUAUACGGUCGAUGCCGCUUUGUAAUUACUCCUGAUAUGGAUCCUCCUCGAAUUUGGGAAACUCCUACCCCACCUGCUUGGUCUGCCUGCAACAUGUCCAUAAAUGAAGAACAUCUCACCAGGAAGUGGCCACGCUUGACUGUCGCCAAUCUGGAAGGGAUAACAGGCAUAACCUUCUUUCUUAUUUAUGGAGGCCUCGCCGGCAUUCACCUCCAUUCCCCUGGGGAACCAUCUGCCAUGGACACGUUUAACAAAUUGCCCAACUCGGUUGGAAAGUGUUGCGUGUGGAACUACGUCCCCAUCUCCAAGGGUGAUCGGAUAACUGGUAUUGGCGUCAAGCGAGACCUAGGGAGGCCUUUCAACAUCUUGAUACAAACGGAGAAAUCCGGCCCCAUCAUCGUGGGAUCGCAUAACAAGGCCCUUAAAGAUGGCUGCUUCGUCCAGGCUGCUCCUCAAAUGCUUGUUUAUCAGCAACCACAAUGGUGGGGCCCUGCGAGAGAAUUGGGCUUCCUCGGCACAUACUCUGCUGGAGACCCGGCCAAAAAGAUGGACAAAAGAGACUUUCCUGACAACAGAUACGAGAGUAGCCCGAUCAGUAUGCACAGCUUUGUCGAAACAAUUUACUUUUCUUGGGCACCUCUUGAAAAUGUUGCAUCUGCAGUCAUUUACAGAGGACGGCUCAACGGAGUCACAAGAGGUGUUGUGCUGCACUAUCACCACGGAGGAUCCCGAGCUCUUGGGCAUGUCCGUGUCGGCGUUGAUUUGACAGAGGAAAUUGUGCAGCCCAUUGGAAUAUGUUACAAGAUAGCUAACAGAUGGAAUCCGCUCUUGGUAGCGAACAACGACGACGAAGACGGUGACCCUGAGAAACCACAAUACCGGCGGAGCAUUUAUAGUGUACGAGUGGAAUUCCAGACGGAACUAGAGCACCAGCACCCUCACGGCGAGUGGUGGUGCUGUGAGGCAAUGGAGAAUAACCUCAAGUUCUGGAGCAUGGUUGCGAAUACGUUCUGUAUUGUGAGGGAUGAGACGGAUAAUAUACCGAGUGCCACUUCGAUCGAUUUGAGUAUGUAUGAGUAG
Molecule: messenger RNA, 1800 nt
Organism: Trichoderma atroviride IMI 206040
Lineage: Eukaryota; Fungi; Ascomycota; Sordariomycetes; Hypocreales; Hypocreaceae
Source: RefSeq, a predicted model, not a curated record